This is a messenger RNA of Linum trigynum, 3990 nucleotides long. Lineage: Eukaryota; Viridiplantae; Streptophyta; Magnoliopsida; Malpighiales; Linaceae. The record is from the annotation of a GenBank genome assembly.
UGUGAUGAAGGAAUGUUCUGGACGAGUGGGUUUGAAUUUAGUAAUAUAAAAAUGAAAAAAUCUUAAUGUUAUCUACGUACAUUGUACAUUAUUUAUUAGAAACAAUUAAACAAAGGAGAGAAAAGAAGAUAACAAUGAGGUAUGUAUGUGUGAGGAGACAAAGGAGUGGCUCGACGAGUUGACUUACAAUAUAUAACUACUCUACAACGUUAAAUUUCCUUUUGUAGGUCUGAUAUUUAUAUAUUUAUGUAUUGUUAAUAAUUUUAAAUAUAAUUAUUGUACUUGAAUAAUUCAACGCGCAGUCAAGUAAUUGGAGAAAUCGACCAUUAAUUCAACGACAAAUUAUUGAUUUUUCAAACUCAAAAUUUUCGAAGCAUAAAAAUUAAGAAAGCAUAUUGUAAUUCAAAAUAAGAGAAUUUUACAAUGCUAUAUAGUAUGGGUGCUAUAAGUUUUUGCCUUUAUGGUAUAAUUUGAAAUUGUACCUUUAACGUUAUGGUACAACUUUAGAUUGUACCUAUACUUUUUGCACAAAUUCAUUUAUGGUACAACUUGUACUUGUACCUUUAUGUGAUGGUAUGUAUAACUUCAAGUUGUAAAAUUGUACCAUAACAUAAUGAUACAAAUUGUUUUAUGGUACAACAUAAACUUAUACAUUUAAUGGUAUGGUACAACUUCAAGUUGUACAUUAAAAUACCAAUGCUAUAUAGCAUAAUAGAAGUGCUCUCAAAAUAAACCGACAUAAUAUGUGAUUUGAAACGAUAAUGACAUACAGAGAGAUUCCAAACAAACCCCAUAUAUCUCCGACACAAUGACGGACUGCAAGAAACCAUCAUUCCUGAAAAGAAUACACAUAGAACGAUCGGCUAUACCAUAUAUAUCAACUGCUGUUCUUGCUUUUAGUGUUCCUGUUCUGCCUUGUUUUGUUUUGUUGGGCUGAAAUGAAAGUGAGACCAACAAAUGAAAUUACCUUCUUUGACAGAGUGACGGAGAAACGGGUCGGGUCGGGGACAACGCAGCAUGGGGGAAACCUGGCCAAUCAGAGAGCCCACAGUACCAUAUGCUCUUAUUAAUUCUCUUCUCUUGGUGUUUGCCCUAGGACACGUGUUGAUCCUUUUUCUCCGUCCAACCCCUCUUUCCAUAAUUAUCGCCUCCACUACCUAGCUCCAUAUCUCUCUCCAAGAACCCCACCUCCACCGGAGAAAAAAAAAGCCACAGACUGACAGAGAGCAUAGCAAGAACAAGAUCGGAGAUAUGAACAGCGGCGGAGAACCAUCCAGCUGGCGCAUGAUAAGCUGGUCAACCAACCACGGCGGGUUUGGAUCGGUGCAAGACGUCGGUCCGACGAUAACCAACCGGAUCAUGCUCCGUUUCCGCCCCAUUGCCCCCAAACCCGCCAACCCAGAUCCCUCCGUCACGGCCUUAGCAAACAGUUACAAGCCCAGGAAGAAGCGAAAGUACGUUAGGGUUCGCAAGAGCAAUAGAUCCGUCAAGAAAAAGGACACGUCAGCUUCAUCGUCGUCGCCGGAUCCUAAAUCCUCAAACCACGUCGUCACCCUCCAGCUCCUCCCGGAGAAAGGCCACCCGCCUAAGGAACAAGAAGCAGCAGCUGUAGAUCGGAACAUGCUCUCGUCGUCGUUGCCGCCGAGACAGUGCAACCUGGAUCUCACCGUGGCCGCUUCUGCAGCCGAGGAUGACAAUAAUAGUUAUUAUUACCAUCACGGCACAGAUCUGGUGACGUGGCGGCGGGGGCAGGAGGUGGAGGAGUCGUGGGUGACGGUGGAGUCAGCGGCGGAGAUCUCGUCCUCCUCCGCCUUCGGUUACUGCAUGGAUCUGGAGGAAGUGAAGAUCCGCUUGGAUGGGGACACGUGUCCAGGGUUCGUAUCGGACGGCUGCAACCGGGUGGUGUGGGUGAACGGCGCCUACAGGAGGAUGGUGGGGACGGCGUCCGUCGUGAGGGUGGUGGUGGUGAUGAAGGAUGAUGAGGUGGCGGCGUCGUUUCGUCGCGAGGUUGGAGGAGGAGCGUACACGUGUUGGGUGAGGGUGAGAGGGGCGACGUGGAGGAAGGAGAUGGUGCCGUGUGACGUUUGGAGGGUGGAGAAUGGUGGGCUUGCAUGGAGGCUGGACGCUGAGGCCGCCCUCACCCUUGGGCCGGGUUCAGAAAUUGAUUUGGUUGGGGGUAUUACCCAAGGAACCCUAAUUGCUCCUUGAAAGCAAUAACCUACCAAGGUAACUUAACUAUAAAUUGUGGAGUAUUCUUUCUUUCUUUCUUUUCUUUCUUUCUCUUAAAUAGGACUAACCAAUCUUCCAAAUCCACCUAUAUAUAUAUACCCAUUCUCAAAGGACCACACACAGGGUAGGGAUGGAGGGGGUGGGGAUGGAUAUUGAUGAGGUGACCGUUGGUUUAUUUGGGUGCUUGAUAUGAUAUCAUUUAGCCGGUUUUUAGUUCAUAAUUUACGUCGAAGAGAAGUUAAAUUGAGAGUUUACUUCAACUCAACACAAUACUCUAAAUUUAGGAUGUUUGACUAAAAAAAAUAGGUUCAUGAUAUAUACAUAUAUAGACAUACUAAGAAUCUAAGAUGUAAAGGAUAAUAUGUUGUGUAUUUUCAUGAAUAGCUCUUACUAUUAUUAUUAUUAUUAUUUAUUAUUUAUUAUUAUCAAACCCCUAGGAUAUGACUGGAGGAUGAAGACAGGUGGAUAACAUAUGAGAGGAGACUCGUUGUUAUCAUAGGACAAGCGGCUUAUUGGUUCGUCCCAUUAAUGUUGUUUGUUUGUAAUCAAACUAAUAAUCAACUAAUAAACCAGACAGAUUCAACCAAACCCACUUUAUUAUAAAUACAAAAAUGUAGGUACAAUAAACAAUAACGUGCCUAGCUAGCUAGCUAGAUAUAGCUACUUGAUAGCUAAGUUAAGCACACACACAAAAAGGAUAACUAGCUAGCUACCUAGGGAUGAUUUUAUUAACUAUAAGAAUAUUAAGUAGCAUAUACAUAAUUAAGUUCCCCUUCAUAAAAAAAAUAUUAUCAAGACCACCAAAUUUUGUUUCUCAACAUACAAAUAGAGAGCAAAGUAAGAUGAUACGAGAAUUGGACACAAUAUAUGGUACGUCCGUACGUAGUAUAGAUGUCCAAACUCGAAAUCUAGUAGAUUUUGGUUUAACAAUGGAGAGUGAAUUUGUUCUUGCUCAGUUUAUAUCUUCAUGAAUUCAUGAUAAACUUAAAACUUCCACCACAAUACUGUCUAAAUCGUUUUGUUUUGAAAAACCACGAUUCAUAUUGAUUGGGGGCUAAUCACAAUACUGUCUAACUCUUUUUAUCUCUUAUAUGCUAAGAGGGCACUUAUAAGUACGUUGAGAGUACGUGCAUGAUGCAUGCAGGGGUUUGAGAGGGGGGGACACAUAUAAAAUGAGCAAGUUGUGGUGAAUUUUUUUUUUUUUAAUGAAAAAUAUUGUCUAAUACUAAGCCAUAUAAUACCGUCUUUAAGGAAUAAGAUGCUUAUGUAAUGGCAAUUUGGCACUAAAACACUUUAGAAUGUCUAACUAGCUAUUAAAAAAAGGAAUUUUUAACUAGUAGUACUCAAACUUAUCUCUAGACUCUAAUACCGGUAGUUAUUAUUCAUAUGAAGUUAAUUAAGAUUUUUGCUUUAAUGUGAACGCAUAAAUCAAUUAAAUUGUGAUUUCGAUCCAGAUCAUCUAAAUCUUACAUAUUUGUGUUUAGAUCCAAAACUUCCACUCUAGAUAUCAAGUUUUUUUGUUUAAUUUGAAAAUAUAAUAAAUCUUCAUAAUUUAUGAAACAAAUUUUCAAGUGGGCAAUAUAUAAGCUUUCGAUAACAUUUGAGUGGCUUCUAGUUUAGAAUUGCUAAUUACUAAUGCCAAAUUUUUUUAACAUUAAUUGUUUCUUGGUUGUUGUUUGAGAUAUAUAUGCAUCUAAAAUCUUAGGGCGUGUUUGUAUAUGAUACAUUCUCGAUUUUAUAGAAUAUAUGAGGCACCUUAUU